AUGAUAUCGAGAGUAUCCCACCCGUGGUGGAAAGAAGCGACGAUAUACCAAGUCUAUCCGGCAAGUUUCAAAGACUCCAACGACGAUGGCUGGGGCGAUAUCCCUGGCCUGGUCUCCAAAAUCGACUAUCUACACGAUCUAGGCGUUGAUGUCGUCUGGCUGUCACCAAUGUUUGAAAGUCCCCAGGCUGACAUGGGCUAUGAUAUCUCCGAUUAUCAGAAAGUGUACGCUAGAUACGGGACUGUUCAAGAUGUCGACAACCUGGUCGAGGCGUGCCAUUCAAGAGGGAUGAAAUUGAUCUUGGACCUUGUUGUCAAUCACACCUCUAAGGAGCACGAGUGGUUCAAGGAGUCAAGAUCCUCGCGAGACAAUCCAAAGCGGGAUUGGUAUAUCUGGAAGCCAGCUCGGUACGAUGCGAAUGGCAACAGAAAACCGCCCACAAAUUGGAGAAGUUACUUCGCCGGAGGGACGUGGACAUGGGAUGAAUUGACUCAGGAAUACUACCUGCACCUCUAUGCAUCUGAUCAACCAGACUUGAAUUGGGAUAGUGAGUCUUGCCGCCAAGCGAUCUACGACAAUACCAUGCGAUUCUGGCUGGAUCGAGGCGUUGAUGGAUUUCGAGUGGACACAGUGAACAAGUACAGCAAAAGGACAGACUUCGUCGACGCUACGAUCACGGAUCCCAAGAGCGAAUGGCAACCUGCACCUGAUAUGUGGUGCAAUGGACCACGGAUACAUGAGUUUUUGAAAGAGAUGAACAGCCAGGUGCUUGACCAUUAUGAUGUGGUGACAGUGGGGGAACUUUCAAAUACUCCAGAUCCAGAAAGAGUGUUGGACUAUGUCAAGGCAUCCGAGAGAGAACUCAACAUGAUCUUUCAGUUUGACAUGAUUCGCUUGGGCACUGGUGAUGGAUUCGGCAGCAAAUAUGUGUUCAAGCCUUGGAAACUGAGCGAAAUGAAGACACUCGUUGAAAGGUGGCAGAAAUUCAUUGAGGGAACGGACGGCUGGACCACGGUGUUCUGUGAAAACCAUGAUAAUGGACGAGCAGUCUCCCGCUUCGGCUCAGACAAGCCCGAGCACUGGGAGAACUCGGCGAAGAUGAUCGCCUUGUGGCAGGCAACGCUGACAGGCACGUUAUUCCUAUACCAAGGCCAAGAGAUUGGCAUGACCAAUAUGCCAGCAACUUGGCCCAUCGAGGAGUACAAAGACAUUGAGAGCAACAACUUCUACCAGGAAGCUGCACGAAGUUCUGAUGUGAGGGAGAAGGAUCGAGUAAUGGACGGACUUCGAAUUCUCGCUCGUGACCAUUCUCGUAUCCCAUUUCAAUGGGACAGUUCUGUUAAUGCUGGGUUUACUUCUCCCAACACUGAGCCAUGGAUGCGGGUUCACGACGAUGCGUGCAAAAUCAACGUGGCGAGUCAGGUAAAUGAUCGCCAAAGUGUGUUGUCCUUCUACAAGAAAAUGAUGACUUUGCGGAAACGGCACGCGGAUAUCUUCGUCCAUGGUACAUUCCAGCUGUUGGACAAAAUCAACGAAGAUGUCUUUAGCUACAUUAAGCAUAGCGCCGAUGGCAGCCGACGAGCAUUUGUUGUUCUCAACUUCUCGGAUUCGAGGAAAGAACUACCAGCCUUGAACGAGUGUUUAUCAGAUUCAUCGGAUUGGCAGCUUCUGGUAGGGACGACGCGCAACAAGCGCGAAGAAGGCGUUUUGAAUGCAUUCGAAGGGCGGGUUUAUGUUGAUUUCUAG
Exophiala bonariae is the source of this 1746-nucleotide messenger RNA. RefSeq lists its product as uncharacterized. Gene Ontology annotation, biological process: maltose catabolic process; sucrose catabolic process. Bases 1 to 1746 code for a protein of 581 amino acids. The record is from RefSeq and is a predicted model, not a curated record. Gene Ontology annotation, molecular function: alpha-amylase activity; oligo-1,6-glucosidase activity; sucrose alpha-glucosidase activity. The transcript has a single exon. Lineage: Eukaryota; Fungi; Ascomycota; Eurotiomycetes; Chaetothyriales; Herpotrichiellaceae.